Molecule: messenger RNA, 2538 nt
Organism: Pseudocercospora fijiensis CIRAD86
Lineage: Eukaryota; Fungi; Ascomycota; Dothideomycetes; Mycosphaerellales; Mycosphaerellaceae
Exons: 2
Coding region: 283-2391 (702 amino acids)
Biological process (GO): translational initiation
Cellular component (GO): cytosolic small ribosomal subunit
Molecular function (GO): ribosome binding; tRNA binding; translation initiation factor activity
Source: RefSeq, a predicted model, not a curated record
CUCGCUCUCGAGGCCACGCCGCUUCUUGUUGCGCUCCAGUUGACUGAACUGCUGAGAAUUGCCCUUCACUGAGGUGGAUUUAACUAUUCAACUCAGGCCACAAGCACCAGCCACUGCCAAAUAAAGACUUCCAAAACAAGCGCAUCAACAAAGAGCCACAAACUUGAACUGCAGUCCAAGCGCACGAGCACGCGCGCACGUCAGGCAACGACAACGCAAGUUUCGGGUCGACAGCUACGCGGUGCGACAGCAAGGCUCAAUCCCGCAGAGCCCAUCGUCGCCAUGGCACAACCGACUCAGCUUGCCUACCGCACUUCCAAGCACAUCGGCGUGUUCGACGCAGCUCCCGUCUACGAGGCUCUUCCUGGCUUUCAGCGUCCAGAGGGCAAUCUCCGGUGUAGCGUCUACUCUCCAGACGGCCGAUUCUUUGCCUGGGCCUCGCCAGAACACGUAACCGUCGUUGAUGCCUCCACGGGCCAUGUUGUCACUACGCUGCCCGCCGAUAAUGUCUUCGAGCUCGGCUUCUCACCCGCUGGCACCUUCAUCAUUACCUGGCAACGCCCGUCCAAGGACGAGGAGGGAAAUGCGACGAAGAAUUUGAAGGUGUGGCGUACAAUCGACGAAAAUGCCGGCGAAGAUGGCGAGCGCGCCGUUGUAGGCAAAUUUGUGCAGAAGAAUCAGACUGGCUGGAACUUGCAAUACACGCAGGACGAACAGUUCUGUGCUCGUUGUGUAAACAACGAGGUGCAAUUUUACGAGAGCAAAGAUCUUGGCACUGUCUGGACCAAGCUGCGCGUCGAGGGCGUCACCGACUUUGCGCUAUCGCCUGGCAAGACCAACUCUGUGGCGGUCUUCGUGCCUGAGCGCAAUGGUCAGCCUGCCGCCGUCAAGGUCUUCAACGUUCCGCAGUUCACGCAGCCCGUGUCGCAGAAGACAUUUUUCAAGGGCGACAAGGUUCAGCUUAAGUGGAACCAGGAGGGUACCAGCCUGAUUGUACUCGCGCAGACUGAGGUUGAUAAGAGCAACAAGAGUUACUACGGAGAGACAAACAUGUACAUCCUGAGCGCUAAUGGCGGGUUUGACUCUCGUAUCACACUCGAUAAAGAGGGUCCCAUCCACGACGUGACGUGGUCUCCAAACUCGAAGGAGUUUGGUGUCGUAUACGGCUACAUGCCAGCCAAGACGACAAUCUUCAACCACCGUGCUAUCGCUCAGCACAGCUUCAACCUUGGACCCAGGAACACGAUUCUGUUCUCUCCUCACGGUCGAUUCGUUAUUGUUGCCGGCUUUGGAAACUUGGCGGGACAGAUGGACAUCUACGACUUGUCGAAGAAUUACGAGAAGGUGUGCACGAUUGAGGCCAGCAACGCUUCCGUUUGCGAGUGGAGCCCCGAUGGCAAGCACAUUUUGACGGCGACCACGAGCCCGCGCCUUCGUGUGGACAACGGGAUUCGUAUCUGGCAUGUUGGAGGUGGUUUGAUGUACAACGAGGAUAUGACGGAGCUAUACCAAGUCACUUGGCGCCCUCAGUCUGCUACGCUGCACCCUGUCGAGAACGCACUUCACCCAGUCCCAACUCCACACCCAUCAGCUUUAGCUUACCUUGGCACUCGAAAGACGCCUUCAAAGCCUGCUGGUGCUUACCGACCACCUGGUGCCCGCGGCACUGCCACGCCAUUGGCCUUCAAGCGUGAAGACGAAGGCGGUGCUGCCUUUGUGAGGGAGAUGAUGUCUGGUAAAGAGCCAGCAACGAACGGGUUCGGGCCUAGGGCGCCUAGACCACGUCACGUACCUGGUGCUGAGACGGUCAGUGGCGAUCUCCCUCCUGGCGCUGCGCCAGGCGGAGGUGUGUCUCUUGCUCAAGAUGGCGACGAGAAUCUGAGCAAGGCAGCUCUCAAGAACAAGAAGAAGCGUGAGGCUAAGAAAGCGAAGGAGGCAGAGGCGAAGUCGCAAGGCCUGCAGGCUCCAGGACAGAACGGUGAAGGCCCCCACGAUCGCAACCAACGCUCUCGAAGCCGCUCGAACACACAGAGAGGCAAUCAACAGCACGGCUCCCGACCUCAUUCGAGACGGCGCGACGCACCACCGCCGGUCAACACCCAGCAGCCUCACUCUGGCGCACCUGCCGCGACUAAGGGUCGCGCCAACGGUGCCACGGUCGCUCCUGCCGCUGCUGCCGUCGAGGCCCCCGAGCUGAGUGUUACAUCUCCAGGUGCGGGCACGCCUGAAGAGAAGAAGAUCCGAUCACUACUGAAGAAGCUGCGAGCAAUUGAUGACCUAAAGAUGAGACAGGCUGGGGGCGAGAAACUCGAAGGCACGCAGGUGCUCAAGAUCGGUACUGAGGAGCAGGUGAGGAAGGAACUUACUGCUGCGGGCUAUACUGGGGACUAGACCAACGCUUCAAUGGCCUCAGAGCGUGUCAAAACGUCAGAGCUGUGUCUCAACAUGACCAUCCCGACCAUACUGUAAAGUUAAACCCACAAUUCAAAUGCCCGAUGGGCCGUUCGUGGAAAGGCCUGGUUUGGCAUUGCCUCUCCU